UAGCCAAAUAGACUGGGCUUUAAGAAUUUUGGGUCCUCCGAGCCCAAAUUCGGGACUAGCAAGGUUUGUCAAACGAGGGGCUUUUAGAAGCAGGGGGCUGAGCAAUGAGCAUUGCGCACAAGCUGCUUGGACGAUGCCAUUUUAAUUCAUUUUGUCCAUCUGCGGACAUUUUGUUGACGGCGUUGAUACGACGGAAACUAUCUCUGUCUCGGGCUGGUCUAUCCCCAUCUCUCUGGUAUUGUUCUUUCUCUCAAUGAAUUGAGAUACUAAUUGAUGGGGCUAAUUUUAGCACGAUUUGGCUGAUCGAACCCCAAUUUGCAUUCCUUUUUAUCUAUUAGGCGAUCUUCCAAUUCAAGGCUUGGGAUUUCAGAAAACCCAAGACCUUCAUUCAGUUUUGGAUUCAAAAUUUUGAGAUUCAUUGAAACUCUGUUUCUUGGGAUUAUGAAUUUUGUUGUUGGGAACUUUUUGAGUUGAUUUUGGUGAACUGGGUUUGUCUAGUUCUUGGGAUUAAUUUCUUUGUUGGGAAUUUUUAGAGUUGAAUUGAAGUACGAAUUUUGAGAUUCAUCUUCUUGGGAUUAUUGGUGUUUGGGUUGUUGAUUUUGCUGUUGGGAAGUUUUCAAAUUGAAUUUUGGUAGACUUGGUUUGUUGAAUUUUCAAGGGUGUUUGAUAAUGGAUGGUAAUAAGGAUGAAGCUCUGAGAUGUGUUCGUAUUGCUGAAGAAGCAAUCACCUCUGGUAAUAAAGAGCGUGCGCUGAAAUUUAUUAAGAUUGCUCAACGCCUAAACCAUAAUUUGCAGGCAGAUGAACUUUUGGCUGCGUGUGAGAAGCUCGAUUCGGGGUGUCCUGUGUCUUCUAGUGAUGAAAAGUUUGUCACUGAGAGUAAGAAUGAGCCUGGCCCAGCAAAAUCUGAAGAGGGAUUAAAUGGGGAGCGUAGUUAUACUGCAGAACAUGUCCAAUUGAUUACGCAGGUUAAGAGGCAUAAAGAUUAUUAUGCUAUUCUUGGUAUUGAAAAAAAUUGUUCAGUUGAGGAGAUUAGGAAGGCAUAUAGGAAAUUGUCAUUGAAAGUUCAUCCUGAUAAGAAUAAGGCUCCCGGUUCUGAGGAGGCGUUUAAGAAAGUAUGCAAGGCAUUCAAGUGUUUAAGUGAUGGUGAUUCAAGGAGGCAGUAUGAUCAGACAGGUUUUGUUGAGGAAUUUGAGCAUAACCAGCAGUACAAUGUUAGGCGGAGGAGGAGGAGAACAGCGCAUGACUUGUUUGAUGAUGAUUUUGAUCCUGAUGAGAUAUUCAGGGCUUUCUUUGGUCAGGGAGACAUGUUUCGAGCAAGCCGUGUUUAUAGGACCAGAGAAAUGGGUGGUCAUCAGAGAGAGGAUUUGCAUGGAGGACCUAAUCUUCUGGUCCUUCUUCAAUUAUUACCGUUUCUGAUAAUUUUCUUGCUUGCGUAUUUGCCCUUUUCUGAGCCUGACUAUUCUUUGCAUAAGAAUUACUCCUACCAGAUUCCUACGAUGACCGAGAAACAUGGGGUGGAAUUUUAUGUUACAUCGUCAGCAUUUGAGAAGAAUUAUCCUCUUGGAAGUCCUGCUCGAGCUAAAAUCGAGGACAAUGUGAUCAAGGAAUACAGAAAUAUGCUUUUGCGCUACUGUCAAAUAGAGCUCCAGAGGCAUCAUUGGAAUAAAAAUCUACCAACUCCUCACUGCGAUAAGCUACAUAACUCUGGAUUAGCAUGAAGGUUUAUUACGCUAUGCAGAAGAUGGCCACUUGAAAAGAAUGACAUGGAAACUAUAAUCCAUAACAAUGGAGGCUCUUCAUAAGAAUGUUCAUGGAGGGAAGCUGGGUAAUUAUGCAGAAUCCCAUAGAUACAGAUUAGGAAGUCAGGAAGACAGUGCAGGGUGAAACCCCAAGUAACUUUUAAUUUGGUUGAGCUUUUUAAGUUGUACUUGUUUUAGGAGAAAGAUAAUUAAAAAAUGAACAAAUGAAGAUACACUUUUUAGGAGAUAUUAUUGUUAUUAUUGUUUCAGAGAAGCAGGCAGGCAAGCAAGUUGAAGCAAGAUUUGGAAAUGUGUUGAUGACAGCCUG
Alnus glutinosa is the source of this 2068-nucleotide messenger RNA. RefSeq names its product chaperone protein dnaJ 49. The record is from RefSeq and is a predicted model, not a curated record. Gene Ontology annotation, molecular function: Hsp70 protein binding. Lineage: Eukaryota; Viridiplantae; Streptophyta; Magnoliopsida; Fagales; Betulaceae. The transcript is spliced from 2 exons. Bases 670 to 1719 code for a protein of 349 amino acids. Gene Ontology annotation, cellular component: endoplasmic reticulum membrane. Gene Ontology annotation, biological process: cellular response to misfolded protein.